GGCAGUGAGACGUUGCGGCCGCCUUGCUAGGCUGUGGGAGACGCUGGAGGGCGCUUCGCUGGUCGCCCUGUCAGCCAUGGGGACCCUGCGCAAAGUGCUGAUAGCGGGCGCGGUGCUAGGCGCGGGCGCUGGCGUGGGCUCGGCGCUCUUUGUCCUUGUGACCCCGGGAGAGCAGCAGAAGCAGGCGAUGCUGAAGGAGAUGCCGGUGCAGGACCCACAGCGCAGGGACGAGGCGGCCAGGACCAAACAGCUACUGCUGGCCACUCUGCAGGAGGCAGCGGCCACGCAAGAGAACGUGGCCUGGAGGAAGAACUGGAUGAGCCCCGGCGGCGGGAGGUCAGCCUGAGCCCGGACCUGCCCCCGUGAGCGCUGGGGCCUCCGCUCCAGCGCAGGAGCCCUAGGCUGCCUUUCCCCUGCAUGGGCUGGCGGGAAGUCCAGACCCGGAUGCCAUGCGCCGGCCUGUCCGGGACCUGGGGAGAUGCCGCCGGGUGAGCACGUUCCCCCUAAACCCUGCACUGACUGCGCUUUAACGUCCACAUCGCGGGCUGGGGCGUCGGAUGUGGCUAACUGAAGGAACCAAUAAAUCAUGUUCCUCCAUCCGGAGAGUGAACCCUUCGGUUGGACGCCCAUAAAA
Messenger RNA from Camelus dromedarius (Arabian camel), 634 nucleotides. RefSeq names its product ubiquinol-cytochrome-c reductase complex assembly factor 3. NCBI's taxonomy places the organism in Eukaryota, Metazoa, Chordata, Mammalia, Artiodactyla, Camelidae. The record is from RefSeq and is a predicted model, not a curated record. Gene Ontology annotation, cellular component: mitochondrial inner membrane. Bases 77 to 346 code for a protein of 89 amino acids. The transcript has 2 exons. Gene Ontology annotation, biological process: mitochondrial electron transport, ubiquinol to cytochrome c; mitochondrial respiratory chain complex III assembly.